AACUCUCGGAACUGCUCGAUCCUUUGGACAGCGCCUACGCUGACGUUCGUUUCAUUGACGUUGACGCAGAACAGACAGUACAACAGUACGAUGAUGUGCUAAAUGAGUUGUCGAGUGAAAUCGAAGACGAAAGCCUGUUAUGCGAUUCUGUCGACCAUUUCAUCACUGAAAUGAACGCCAUUUGUGAAUCGCUUGCUAAACAACCAACAAAGGAGACUAUCGAAAAUAUUGAACAGUUCCAGAUCCCAGCAUUACGAGCACAACUUCAAAUGCUUGAACAGAGACAUGAUGAAGCGUAUCACGGUCGUAAGCAUGUUGAUCCCGAUUCGUCGCGUUUGUCGAUUUUGAACGACCGUAUGGGUUCGUUGGAUGCGCUGCUCCGUGAUGCGAAAUCAUCUGCAGAGAAGGACGAACAGGAUCGACUUAAGGAAGUACUCCUUAUCAAAAUAUACGAACUACAAUCGAUUCCUAUUCGCGAGCUAUCGGAGAAAUCGUUGGAUGAUAUCGAGAAACAAAUUCAUGCUUUACCGAGUGAGAAUGCAGAACCAAUACAGAAACAGAUCGACGAAAUGCGUAACUCGAAGAAACAACAUGAUGAUGAGCUCCGAGAUGCACAAGAACGACUGGCUAUGAUCGAGGAGGCGAUCGCCACGCUACCAUCUACCCGUGAUAUUGCGACACUUGAAGCCAAUCUCGGACGUAUGCGAGACGCUCGUGAUAAUUUAGCGACUUUAUCACCGGAUCUGUUAGCUGAUGAGAAUAUUGGCAAUAAAGUGGAGAACAUGAGUAAAACCAUCGACGAUAUCACGAAACGUGAUGAAGAAGAGCUGCAAAAGAUGCUAACUGAUCGUGAUACUCGCAACAACAUCAUCGAAUCAUUAGAACAGAUUCAACACGAUACCGGCUGGCGAUGCGACGGAAGAGCUGCGACAGAGAAGCGAAUGGGAUUUGUCGAGGCUGAAAGAUCUUCUGAAGAGGCUUGGUGA
Messenger RNA from Cooperia oncophora, 986 nucleotides. The record is from the annotation of a GenBank genome assembly. Lineage: Eukaryota; Metazoa; Nematoda; Chromadorea; Rhabditida; Trichostrongylidae.